Molecule: messenger RNA, 1839 nt
Organism: Galleria mellonella (greater wax moth)
Lineage: Eukaryota; Metazoa; Arthropoda; Insecta; Lepidoptera; Pyralidae
Product: delta(3,5)-Delta(2,4)-dienoyl-CoA isomerase, mitochondrial
Exons: 9
Coding region: 162-1079 (305 amino acids)
Cellular component (GO): mitochondrion
Molecular function (GO): delta(3,5)-delta(2,4)-dienoyl-CoA isomerase activity
Source: RefSeq, a predicted model, not a curated record
GUAACAUUGUUAUGUAGUCAAAUCAAAUUGGACUUUGUUCGUCGUUCUGAAUUUCUUGUAGUGGUUUUUAUAUUUUUAUUUUCACUUACUGUUUAUUUACGUGAGAAACUUGUAGAGCUAUUAUUUCUUUAUUUUUUUCCAAAUAAGUUACAUUUUUUAGUAUGGCGUCGUUUAUUAAAUCCAUCAUUUUUAAUCAACCGAAAAAAGUUGCUAGCACAUUGUUAAGAACAUACUCAGCCAAAGCUGAUGUCACUCAAUAUGAAACACUGGCCGUGUCUGUACCAAAAAAGAAUGUGUUUCAUGUAGAAUUAAACCGUCCAGACAAAUUGAACACAUUCAAUGAAGCUCUCUGGCAAGAUCUGGGUGCAUGUUUUAAGGCACUGCAUGAGAAUCCUGAAUGCAGAGUGGUCGUCUUAUCGGGCAGGGGGAAGCAUUUUACAGCCGGUAUUGAUCUCAAGAGCCUUCUAUCUGGUUUUACCAAAAUCAACGAGGUGGAGGAUGCAGCGCGUAAAGCCAGAUUAUUUUACGAGUUGGUCAAAAGAUUCCAGACUUACAUAACUGCUGUGGAGGACUGCACGAAACCGGUGUUAAAUGUGGUACACCAAGCGUGCAUCGGUGCUGGCGUGAACUUGACCACCGCCGCUGACAUCAGAUACUGCACGGAGGACGCCUGGUUUCAAGUGAAAGAGGUACAGAUCGGCCUGGCCGGCGAUGUUGGUGUGCUACAGAGGUUGCCCAAAGUGAUCGGCAGCGCGUCGGUUGCCCGCGAGCUGUGCUACACGGCGCGGAAGGUGACGGCGCAGGAGGCGCUGAGCAUAGGGCUGGUCAGCAGGGUCUUCCCCGACAAGGACGCCGCCAUAACCGAAGCGUUGAAUGUAGCUGAGACCAUCGCGAGCAUGAGCCCGGUGGCUGUCCAGGCGACCAAGCAGAACUUGGUCUACUCGCAGGACAGGACCGUCGCCGAGGGUCUGGAGCAUAUUUGUUUAAUAAACGCCAUAAACCACCAGAGUGAGGACAUAACGAAGGCAGCUAUCGCCCAAGCGACCAAGAGUGGCCAACCAGAGUUCGACGACUUGUAGUUGAUAUUAUUUAUAUAUUUUUUAUAUAGAUAUUAUAUAUCUAAAAUUAUAUGUAUAUAUAUAUAUAUAUAUAUAUAUAUAUAUAUAUAUAUAUAUAUAAUCAUUAUCUUAUCCUUAUCCCAAUUAUUAUUUGGGGUCGGCGUAAUAUGUUUUUUGUCCAUAUUACAAAAAGAUUUGGCUUAAGGAUAAGAUAAUGAUUAUAUAUAUAUAUAUAUAUAUAUAUAUAUAUAUAUAUAUAUAUAUAUAUAGUUUUUGUAUUUUAUGCACGAAAAAUUAUUAAUUCACUCUUGCGCCACCAGCCCAUUUCUAUCUGUUCUCCUUUAACCAAAGGUUGUCUGUAAGAGAUCACCCUAGCGAUAAGACCGCCUUUUGUACCCUUUAUGUAUAUAUUUCAGUCUGUAUUUAUGUUACUAUAUUUCACUUGAAUUAUUCACUUGUCAUUGUAUAUUGUUAUUUAUGGUGCAAUAAAGAGUUCAAUAAAUAAAUAAUUGUUUAUUGUGAAAUAUAUUUAUUAUUGUUAUUCAGAACUUGUAAUAUUCAAUUUAAUUUAAUGUUUUUCAUUUUUUUUUGUAUGAUCAUACUUAUUUUCAGAUACAAUGUACAUACUUUCUUCACGCCAGCUCCCAUUUAGAGGGAAAAAGUCAAUAACCUCUGUAAUAAUUAUUUAUAUAUUUUUGUGAUUUACCAUAAGACUAAAAUGUAUUUUUAUACUAAAUACUUUAUUGAAAUGUUGAAUUUGUAAUAAAUUGUUAGCAAUUAA